AUGUUCUUCCACUGCCGUCGCAAGCAGCGCCCGCCCUCCGUCUUCCCACGCACGCCCUGCGCGCGGCUGGGCUGCAAUCGCAAGGCGUUGAGGUGCGAAUCCCACGAGCGGGGCAUCACCUUCUACUCGUUCUACUGCAAGGACCACGCCUGCCGCCACCGCGCCGGUAACGUCAUGUGUCCCAACCACAAGCAAGCCGGAGAGACUCGCUACUGCGAAGACCGCACGUCCAGACAGGCCAAGCCCCAUACCUGCCUCCUCGACGGCUGCUACCUGAAGCGCGCGCCCGACUCGCACAUGUGCGCCCCGCACACCCCGCGCUGCCUGAUCCCCGACUGCCCCGACCCGCGGUCCGCGACGGGCCUGUUUUGUGCCGCGCACAGCUGCGCCGCGCCGGACUGCGACGCCGUCAUCGCCGCCGGCGCCUGGUGUCGGUCCCACACGCCAUGCCGCGUCACGGGCUGCACACGCCCGCGCGCCGUCCUGCCGCACAUCAGCAGCAGCAGCAGCGGUGGCACCCGCGAUGCCGUCUGCGCCGAGCACGCGCCCCGUGCCUGCCGUCGUGGCGGGUGCACGGCGGUCCUCGACGGCGCAGCAGAGCCGCAGCAGCAGGUCUUCUGCGCCGCCCACGAGUGUCUGCGCGUCGACUGCCGCGGCGGGCGGCUGGACACGACGGCCGACGGCGGCGGCGUCUUCUGCGAGGCGCACGCGUGCGAGAAGCCGCUGUGCGGGGAGCCCGUCGUCGCGGCCGCCGAGGGGGCGCGGUACUGCCAGGGCCACGAGUGUCUGGUCGCCGCGUGCCGGGGCCCGCGCGCCGUCGACUCGCUGUACUGCCCGCUGCUGCACGCCUUCAGCAGCGGCAGCGGCGGGCGCGAACGGGGCACAAUCUUGCGCCGCUGA
Molecule: messenger RNA, 900 nt
Organism: Verticillium nonalfalfae
Lineage: Eukaryota; Fungi; Ascomycota; Sordariomycetes; Glomerellales; Plectosphaerellaceae
Exons: 4
Coding region: 1-900 (299 amino acids)
Source: RefSeq, a predicted model, not a curated record